AUAACCUACCAUAGUUCUGCCAAACGCUUCAAAAAAACCCUCGCCGGCGCAAUGGAGGCUCCGAAGCCCGACGGCGGCGGCGACGUCGCCGGCGCCGAGAGAGUGGAGAGGACAAAAUGGUUGUUGUCCGCUCCGGAAACGCCGCCGUUUUGGCGGCACGUGAUCGGCACGGUGAAGGGGGUAAUCUUGCCUCCGCCGGAGUCGAAGAAACAACGUUGGCCGAAUCGAAGUGUUAAGUUCUUAAAAGGAAUAUUUCCAAUUUUGGAAUGGGGGAAACAUUACAAAGCCGCCAAGUUUAAGAACGAUCUCCUUGCAGGCUUAACUCUUGCAAGCCUAUGCAUUCCUCAGAGUAUAGGCUAUGCAAAUCUGGCAAAGUUGGAUCCACAAUAUGGCUUGUACACAAGUGUAGUUCCACCGCUAAUAUAUGCUGUAAUGGGGACUUCGAGAGAGAUCGCCAUUGGCCCGGUGGCGGUGGUCUCGUUACUCCUCUCGGCUAUGAUUUCCAAAGUGGUCGACCCCUCCGUCGAUCCCACAACUUAUCGGCGCGUUGUUUUCACCGUCACUUUCUUCGCUGGUGCCUUCCAAUUGCUAUUUGGACUACUCAGGUUGGGGUUUCUGGUCGACUUUCUGUCACAUGCCGCGAUAGUAGGGUUCAUGGGAGGAGCAGCCAUUGUAAUAGGGCUGCAGCAGCUCAAGGGCUUGCUUGGGAUCGACCAUUUUACUACAAAUACCGAUGUUGUCUCUGUUCUUUCGGCUGUUGUCGAAGCCCUCCAUCACCAAUGGAGUCCUUUCAAUGCGAUCCUCGGUUGUUCCUUCCUCAUCUUCAUCCUCGUCGCCCGUUUCAUUGGGCAAAGGAAGAAGAAGAAGCUGUUUUGGGUUCCGGCGAUAGCGCCGCUUGUAUCGGUGGUGCUGGCGACGGUAAUAUCAUACGCGACGAAAGCAGACAGGCAUGGUGUGAAGAUUGUGAAGCACUUCAAAGGUGGUCUGAAUCCAUCUUCUGUCGACCAGCUCGACUUCGGAGCAUCCCAUGUCGGAGCAGCUGCCAAAAUUGGCUUCAUCUGUGCCCUAAUUGCACUCACUGAAGCUAUUGCAGUGGGAAGGUCAUUUGCUUCGAUGAAAGGAUACCAUUUGGAAGGGAACCAGGAAAUGGUUGCUAUGGGGUUUAUGAACCUUGUUGGCUCUUUAACUUCUUGCUAUACAGCCACAGGUUCAUUUUCAAGAACCGCGGUGAACUACAGUGCCGGAUGCGAGACCGUCGUUUCUAACAUUGUAAUGGCGACGACAGUGCUCAUAUGCCUUCAGUUCUUUACUCGGCUUUUGUAUUACACGCCUAUCGCCAUUCUUGCCUCUAUUAUCAUGUCGGCAUUGCCUGCACUUGUCGACUGGCACGAAGCUUACAACAUUUGGAAAGUCGAUAAACUCGACUUCCUUGUCUGUGCGGCCGCCUUCCUCGGUGUCUUAUUCGGAUCUGUCGAGAUUGGCCUCGUCGUUGCGGUGGUGAUCUCAUUUGGGAACAUAAUUGUGACAUCCUUAAAACCUAGUACAGAAGUUCUUGGUCGGCUUCCCGGCACCGAUGUCUUUUGCAGCGUUGUCCGCUACCCGAUGGCCACAACUGUGUCCGGCAUUUUAAUCUUGCGGAUAAAUUCCGCUGCUCUUUGCUUUGCAAAUGCCAGUUUCAUCCGAGAAAGGAUACUUAGAUGUGUGGAAGAUGAGAAAGAGGAUAUUGAGAAAGGCAGCAAAGGGGGACUUCAUGUUUUGGUUCUUGACAUGACAAAUGUAAUGAAUAUGGACACAUCUGGUCUCUACACAAUGGUAGAAGUGCAUCAAAAGCUGUCUGCCCAAGGCAUACAGGUGGGAGUAGUGAACCCUAAGUGGCAAGUACUGAACAAAAUGAGGGCAGCAAAAUUUGUGGAUAAGAUUGGGAAUGAUUGGAUAUUCGUGUCCGGAGCCGACGCCGUCGACGCAUCUCUCUGUCAUAAAUUACCGGGCGGCGCUCAUUAAUAUCUCUCAAUCUACGUAUUUAUUACAUCCAUGCAUGCAAUGCACGUGCCUCAUAUAUAUAUCAUAAAUAAUCCUCAAACAAUCUCCGUAUAUAUAUAUAUAUAUAUAUAUUUGUGUGUAUCAUAUAUAUAUAUAUUUUGUUUAGACGAUGAAAGGUGAAAUUCCGCCGGGCCCUACAUCUCGGCCCGAUAAUGAAUGGGAGGAUUUGAAUCGGGCCGAGAGUAAGCCCGUUCAAUAUUGGAGAAAAAAACUCUAUUAUGUGUGGGUGUAUUUUAAAAGAAAACCGUAUAAUUUGUGAAUCGGUAAUGAAUGUGUGUAUGA
Molecule: messenger RNA, 2322 nt
Organism: Andrographis paniculata
Lineage: Eukaryota; Viridiplantae; Streptophyta; Magnoliopsida; Lamiales; Acanthaceae
Product: low affinity sulfate transporter 3-like
Exons: 13
Coding region: 52-2001 (649 amino acids)
Biological process (GO): transmembrane transport
Cellular component (GO): membrane
Molecular function (GO): secondary active sulfate transmembrane transporter activity
Source: RefSeq, a predicted model, not a curated record